Messenger RNA from Peromyscus leucopus (white-footed mouse), 1842 nucleotides. Its product is annotated as periphilin-1-like. The transcript has a single exon. The record is from RefSeq and is a predicted model, not a curated record. Gene Ontology annotation, cellular component: nucleoplasm. The coding region runs from base 706 to 1824 and encodes 372 amino acids. Gene Ontology annotation, biological process: negative regulation of DNA-templated transcription; protein localization to heterochromatin; negative regulation of gene expression, epigenetic. Lineage: Eukaryota; Metazoa; Chordata; Mammalia; Rodentia; Cricetidae.
AAGACUAAUUCUUUAGCCAUCUAUAGUUCUUUGUUUAGGGUGGAACCCUAUGAGAUUUCCCCCUUCAAGUUAGCAUAUUGAUUGGUAUUGCCAUAUUGUUGAAGUAUCAUGGGUGAAGCUUCCCUUUCAUUUCUGGUUCCAACAAUCUUUCCUCCUCUUCUUAAUGAUGCUCCCUGAGCCUUAGGUGCAGGAGUUGGUGUGUGGUGUGGUGUGUGUGUGUGUGUGUGUGUGUGUGUGUGUGUGUGUGUGUAUCUUAGGGCUAGACACCCCACAAUCACUUGUUCUCUGAAGCUGAGUGGUUGUGGUUUUCUGCAAUGGUCUCUCUCUGUUGCAAAGAGAAGCUUUUUUUGGUGAGGGGUGAGAGCUACACUUUUUUGUAGUAAGUGGGAUUCACUUAGGAAUUGUACUGAUUUAGUCAAGUGGUGGUACUGCAUUCUCCUCUAUGAUGCAUGAACUCAUUAGCCCCAGCUAAUUUCCGAGCUUUCAAGGACCAGGCAUGAUUUCCGUGCUGUUGAGUAGGCCUAAGUCUAAUUAGAGAGCUGUUGGUGCGGUUUCAGCAGCAUCGGUGGAACGUACGUGUUGGAGAGUUCUGAUGACGAAUUUUUAGACAAUAACAGAUUCUUGAGCUGAGCCAUCAGUAUGGUUGGAAAUUGAAGGGAAGUACGCAUUUCUGUUCGAAGUACAGUGGCUUCCACAAGAGUUGAGAUGUGGUCAGAGGGAUGGUGUGACUACAAGCGAUUUCCAGGAAAACAAGCGCAGGGAUGGUAUGAGUACAAGCGACUUCCAAGAAAACAAGCACAGGGAUGGUGUGACUACAAGAGACUUCCAAGAAAAGAAGCGCCUCCUUGGAGCCAUCCCGGUGAUGGCAACCAUAGAUUAAUUAAUGUGCCAAAGAGACCGCCUCUGGGAGACAAGAGAUCAUCUCUGCUAGCCAGACCCAACGAAGCAGGCUACGGUAGAUACUACUGGCACGUUGAUUGGCAAGAAUGGGACGAGGGCCGCUGUUUUACUCAGGAUCCAAGAAGAGCCCCACCCUACAAAAGAGGCCAUUAUGGCUACCGAUGGUCAAGAGAUGAGUAUUCCACAAGCCAACAGCCUCAAUACAGGGCCAUGAGAAACGGCUUUAGAAGAAAACGUUUCUAUUCUUCCCAUUAUUCAAGACAACGCUCUCCCCAUAAACGGGGCACUGCUUUUAUGAGAGAAUCACGUGUGGGUGGGAAGGACUCCCUACACAGCAGAUUUGGAUCCAGUCUCAGCAGUAGAAGCAGGAUGCGCUCCUUCCAUCAGUCUCGACGUAGAUGUAAAGAGAGAGCCAUCCAGUUUUUGAAAACAUCAAGAGAUACUGUGCCCUCAAGUUCUUCAUCCAAGGUGUUAAAAAGCCCCAGCCGGCUGACUGAGAAGGAACAGGCUGAUGCUGCAAGCAAGAGGGCUAAUGAAAAUCCCAAGCAGUCAGAAGAAAAUAACUUGGCUGAAAUUUCGGAGUUUGAGACCGGAUCCAAGGAACCAUUUCGUAUCAACCAGACAGAAGAACCCGAGUCAAACACAACAGCUGGCCCAGAAUUGUGUGAAGACAGCCAGCUUAGCAUUCGCUCAAAAGCGAUCGCAUCAAAAAUCACUGAGAUUGAGAAGGUUUACCGACAAGUCUGUGAAGUUUUCGGGAUGGUGGUGGAAAGGCUGGUUGAAAAGGAUCGUUCGUUAGAAAGAUCUAUACAGUUUGCAAUGAAGCAGAGUUUGCAUGAAAUAGGUGAGCAACGUGUUGAAGAACUCAAGCAUUUCAUUAUGGAGUAUGAUAAUUCUACUCCAGAUUUUGGAGACCCUUUUUAGGAGAAUUAGGGCUCGGUU